Molecule: messenger RNA, 2880 nt
Organism: Microstroma glucosiphilum
Lineage: Eukaryota; Fungi; Basidiomycota; Exobasidiomycetes; Microstromatales; Microstromataceae
Exons: 1
Coding region: 1-2880 (959 amino acids)
Source: RefSeq, a predicted model, not a curated record
AUGCCUGUCAGUCGACGAUCACAAGCGGGCGGGUCUCUCUUGGGUCACUUUCAGCCUACAAAGAAGACUGUAGGCACACCAAACAAAGAUGUCAAGGGCAAGGGAAGGGCACUGGCCGAUGUGGGCAAGGCCGCUAGAGCAAGCCCCCUCACCACCAAUGUCACCGGGAAGGGGGUGGAUACAUCGGUUGAGGAGGUGAAGGCUGGCCCUCAGCAGACCGUCGCAACACAGCAGAUUAGCGCUCGCAGCACUCCCGUCCGGGAGGUCUUGACUCCUUCACCUUCAAGAUCCUCACCCGCUCCAGCCUUACUGGGUACGCCAUCCAGCAGUCGUCUUUCAUCUGCCUCGCCGCCGCCAGAGCUGCUGCAAGCGACGCACAAGUCUCCAGUCUCUGUACGGGAAGAUCCCGACAAGGGAAAGUUCUACCUCAUGAUUUCCUCCCCCAAGAAGAAGGCAUCCUCUGCUUCACCAUCGCAGCUGCAGAUGCCUACGCGGACGCCCUUCCAUCUGCGUGAAGGCUCGCCCUCGCUUGAGCGUACGCCCAUGCGUGAAGCUUCAGCACUGCCUCGCCAGCCUCCUUCGGCUCCCAAGAAGAGGCAUGCGGACGAGUCUGCCCUGGAGAGAAUGAGAGUGCAGAACGACGAGAGUCCUUUGCCGCAUGACAAGAGGCGGCCUUCAUACAAGGCCUUCGGAGCAAGUCAGGAGGCAGGAUUGUCUCUUAUGGGCAUGACUGACUCGGGCGAUGAGAGCUUCAGCCACUCCAGAAGCAGCAAGCGACCGAGGUACGACGACGGACAGCUCUUGUCCACUGGCUCAGCUUCUUCCUCCGAUGAUGAGCUGCUCAUCACCCCUCGCAAGGUGCGAGAGCAGCCUCCACAAGGCGUAUCGCCCGCUUCCUUCGCUACGCCUACCAAGGCCGCAAAGUUUGACGACCCUUUCUCGUCGACUCCACGCAUCAAACCAACACGGUCUGCUGGUAUCUUCUCCUCGCUGAUCAAGCCGACAAGCGUGGGAGAGCCGCGGCCAGCGACGAGCUCAGAUGAGGACAAUCCAUUCCUCGACUCGAGCCCAGCGACUUCUUCCUCAUCAGUCUUUGCAGGAGCCCAGUCGGCUCUGCCUGCUGGGAUCCCGGAGACAGGGUACAAGAUCUCUGUUGCUCUACCACUGCCUCCGCAUUACAACUCACUCUACCUCCUACACAUCGGCAUCGAACAUGCUCUGGUUGUCCAUCUAGCCACUACCGGUCUCGCAUCUUCUAGCAUCGACUCUACUUUCACAGACUCAAUGGGUCAAAGCGUUGUGCGCUUGCCCAACUUGAUCACCUACACAGCGCUGCGACCUCUCGUUGAGCGCACAGCAGGUAGACGCUUGGGCCCCGUAGAGCUAGCACGACUGAUGUAUCUCUGGUCCAAUGGACGUCUGCCCUCGCAAGAUGCUCCUCGGGGAGCAUCGACUGCUCCUGUGGCGCCCGCUGGCAAGGAGCAAGAAGCCCUUUCUGGGCUUGGCUUCAUCCUAGCCCGACAACGUUCCCUUGACGCCAAUGGGCGACGCAAGUGGGAUUGGAGCCUCGGCAUUGAGCUGACGAUUAAGCGCGCCAGGCGGGAGGUGACUCCACCUCUUCAGGUGUCAUUCGGCGGUAGCAGUGAAAAUGGGGGAGCGAGCGUACAAGUUCCAAGCACUCCUCCCUCCUCGGCCAGAAGUGGUGGUGUGGCAUUUGGACUAGACACUCCUCCAUCUACUCCAUCAGGCAGCAAGCGAAGGAGGGAGGCAAGUGGAGAUGGCUCGCCCAAUGUUGGGCGGGAGGGUAUGUCGCUUGUGGCGCUUUGGAACAAUGGCAUCGAAGAGCGCAAGAGCGAGGUGGGCCGCAGGCUGCGAGCGCUUUGUGCAAGCGACAUGGAGGAGUGGCUUCAAAAUGGAGCGAUGACAAGCAGCCAUGCAGAUCUGGACGACAGGCCUUCCACGCCCGAGCCAUCUACCCGCAGGGCAGAGGUUGGCGCAGGUGGCCUCCUGACGCCUUCUGCGACACGGCCCGAAGGCAGACGAAGUCGUUUCGUCAAGUUUGACGAGGCUACUCUGGGAGGCGACGGGGCUGUUCCACUGGUCGAGACGGCGGGGGAGGGCGCGGUGCAAGACUGGAAUUUGCCGGCCGAAGGAGAGGUGCUCAGCGAGUGGCAUCCCCGCUUCAGUCUGAAGGAGGCCAAGGCAGUGCCCUGCGCUAUCCUGCCCAAUCUCAAGGACGUCGCUGAUGUUCCCCACCUGAUCGGAGGAAGCCGAAGUCGAGAGACUGCCAAAGAGCCUGUGCCCAUUCCGAGGGAAGCUGCUACCCCUCCCACUGCAUCGAGCUCAUCGGUAACGGCCACGCCCUCACGUGCUCAAUCGCUCAUGGACCGCAUCAAAGCAAAAGAAGAGUCGAAGCGCUCCUCUUUGCAAGCUCGAGCCGGCCCGACCUUCCCCUCUAGUGGCAAGUCGCCUGCCUCCUCUUCUGGAGCAGGAGCAGCUCCCUCAACAGGCGACCUGAUGGCCUCCUUCAAGCGUCGAGCUACUCUCAGCAGGCUCAACGACGUAGCGACCAGUCUGCACAUGCUCUUUGUCACCUCGAGCGAGACGGCCUCGCCCCUAUCCCCUGGUAAUGGAAAUGGCCCUCUGCGACGCUCUCCCAUCCUCCCUCUUUCGACGGUUCUCACCUCGCUGUCCAAGAGCAGUCGAGUCACACUGAGCACCGCCGAGGCAAGGGGCUGUAUCGACCUUCUUGCGCAGGUCUGCCCGGGUUUUUUGGACGUGAGGACCGUGGGUGGGAGAGAGUGGGUGAAGAUGGGUGAGAGUGGAGAGGUGGGAUUGGGUGAGGUUAGGAGAAGGGUCAAAGCUGAGCUUGACAAGUGA